This is a messenger RNA of Solanum lycopersicum (tomato), 995 nucleotides long. RefSeq lists its product as uncharacterized. Lineage: Eukaryota; Viridiplantae; Streptophyta; Magnoliopsida; Solanales; Solanaceae. The record is from RefSeq and is a predicted model, not a curated record.
GAGCGGCGUGAAGCUAGCUGUUACAAGUAAUAAUAUUAUAUGAACCUUAGAAGAAGUGUUCAGCAUUUAGCUUGUGUUGAAGAUGACAGAUUUGUUGAGCUGCUCAUCACCUCAGCCUCACGACAUUAAUAUUCCAUUUUCCUCUCAUCUUCAAACCAAUACUGCUCAAAGAGACGUCACUUACAGUUGUGGAUCCUGUGGAUAUGAAUUGAACCUCAACUCUGGCAAUCGCAAUACGACAGUUAUUGGGUCAAAAUAUGGAAAAACAAUGAGGAGAGGGGUUCUCUCAUUUUUAUGCAUUGAUGAGAGCAGAUUUACUCAGAUAAGUAAACUUAGAUGCUCACCCUAUUUCAGGUCCAAAAACUCGUGGGGUUUCUUUCAACGACGCACUAAACUCUUGUGUCGAAAGUGCACAAAUUAUAUUGGCAUUUCUUAUACAACUAGUAAUAACAAUGGUACAAGUGGUGCUGCACUACAUAUUGAUGUCACCUCAGAUGCUGCAUUAGCAACACCUAAUUGUUGGGAUGGGCUGUCAGCUUGUACAACUAAUUACGAAAUAAAGAUAUGUGCAUUAAGGCCAUCUGUGAAGGAAGUCAUUAUGCACCAGUAAACUAAGCAAAAUGCUGAAGGAACACACAUGUUUGAAGAAUCUGUUGUGAAGUCACCAAAAAGGAAUGCUAAUAUCACAAGAAACAGAAGACAGAGUCACUCUGCUCAAGUUUUACCAAGAUGGAUAGUAUACCCUUAUUGCACUUCUUGUUCUUACUUAUGUAUGAUGAUUGUUAAAGCGUAGCUCAAAAUGUGUUUUACCUUCAUGUUUCGUUGAACUUGUCAAAGCAAAUGUAAGCAAAAAUCCUUUCAUUGAUUUGGAUUGCUGCUACAAAAGAUCAAUUGUUGUCAUCAGGGCUCUAGGAGGCACUAGCACAAAUUGUAUUUUGUGGACAAAUCCAGGACUAAUGCAUUUCCAAUUGGCCUAGUCUGGUCCAAUUGCUCGA